AGAACAGUUCACUCCUUCCUCCUGCGUCCACAAAGCUCUAGAGUCAGCCUUGAUGACUAGUUCAGUAGUUGUUAGACGACUGAAAUCCCUGGGGUAGUAUAGCAGACAGUCGUUUCCAGUGAGGCAAGGUUUAUUCCUCCCGAGUCCAGUUGCGAGUAGCGAUCGCUUCAGUACACCUUUCCUCUCUCACCGUUUCGUUGGCGUUGGGCCGCUAUUUCGGCAUGGACUCCUCUCGGAACUUCGCGAUCUCUAUUUUCAUCGCUACGCUACUUGUCGGUGAAGUUGUGUACCCGAUUGCUGGUGCAGCACUUCCAAAGGACCUCUCACCACUUGCCUGGUUGAAGUACCACGCUCUACGCAUCAGCAAUGCCGCACAUGGGAGGGUGCAACGGCAGGUGGACGUUGAUGACAGCCCUGGGCCUGAUGACGGACCGUCUGUAGAUCAAAUUGACUCGGCAACGCAAGCUGUGGCGGUCGAUGUGCCUAGCUCCACGGCGGUGAGUCCUGACAACAGCUCUACGCCAGAGAGGGAUGGGAGCAGCAUCGCCAGUGUAACAGAGCUGACUAAGUCCAUGACAGAAGCUGUGACAGAUAGCCCGAGCACCUUGGCUGCAAUGUGGCGUGAUCGUUUCCCUAUAAACACGCGCUUGCGACCGGAUGAGUACAGGACAUACAACAAGUUUGCGAAUCAACUCGAUCUCACCAACAUCGAGCAGUGGGUUGCCGAACAGUGUGUAAUACUGCUGUCAGCCAUCGAUCAGUGUCCACAGCAAUGUGUCGUUAAUUUGGAGCACCCUGACUGCCGGAGUUGUAAGGAGUACUGCCUUCCUGAGAGACGAAGGAAUGUGCUCUGGUAUUGGGGCAAACAUCCUGGAACACCAUUCCAUAGACGGGCUGCUGAACAUCUACCUACAGCACCACCACGUCCAGAGAACGUCACACAGCCGUAUUUUGACGAGUGGGAGCUCUUCAUGCUGGUGCUGGCAGUCCUGAUGUAGUGGGUUUGUUAACUGGGAGGUAAGCUGGUCCAAAAGCUGGAGCUGUGUCUCACUAUCUUCUUUCUCAUUAGGUGUGUUUGUGUUUUUCUGUGUAUGUGGGUGUCUGUGUGUCAGCAUGCAGUCAACAGGUUAUGUAUGUGUUUCUGUGUGUAGUCUCCCUGACAUGCACAUACACACUGGGAGGGAAAUGCUUACUCUGCGUAUCACUUGUUCCAUUCUGAACUGAUUCUUGCACUACUGUUGAAUGAGGUAGAAACGCUUGCUCAGUACAUAUCUCUGUUACUGUUAGCUAUACCACCGUAUGAUGUAGCCGUUCCCAUUUCACUAUUUUUUUAGAGUGGUUUCUUUGAAUGCGCUGAUGGCAGAACACUGUCUGCUUGGUUGCAUGAAUCGCCGCUUGCGAAGUUGUGAUGCAUGGCACGUUAAUUUACGUUGGACCUCUUAGUUAUCUUUGCCUUGCUUUGGGUUUACGUGCAUUACCAAGUUAUCUUCCCUGGCUUUGGGUUUUAAUGCAUUACCAAGUUUUCUUGCCUCGCUUUGGGUUUGCAAGCAUUACGACCUACUCUACAUCGUAACUAAUGUGAUUGUGUUGCGGAAGCUGAA
Molecule: messenger RNA, 1601 nt
Organism: Sycon ciliatum
Lineage: Eukaryota; Metazoa; Porifera; Calcarea; Leucosolenida; Sycettidae
Exons: 10
Coding region: 222-998 (258 amino acids)
Source: RefSeq, a predicted model, not a curated record